This is a messenger RNA of Penicillium verrucosum, 1323 nucleotides long. RefSeq names its product MCT family MFS transporter. The transcript has 5 exons. Gene Ontology annotation, biological process: transmembrane transport. The record is from RefSeq and is a predicted model, not a curated record. NCBI's taxonomy places the organism in Eukaryota, Fungi, Ascomycota, Eurotiomycetes, Eurotiales, Aspergillaceae. Bases 1 to 1323 code for a protein of 440 amino acids. Gene Ontology annotation, cellular component: fungal-type vacuole membrane. Gene Ontology annotation, molecular function: transmembrane transporter activity.
AUGUCGACGGAUGGUACCCUUACAGAAACACAUGAUGCCUUCCAGAUAAAUGCUACAAAUAGCCCAGACUCGGAAAAAAAAAUUCAAAGAGAAGUUAUCCCGGAAUGGAAAAAGAGUAAGGCCCCUGAUGGUGGACUGGCUGCUUGGUCUGUGGUCCUAGGAUCAUGGUGUGUGCUAUUCUGCACCUUUGGAUGGAUCAACAGUGUUGGAGUUUUCCAGAAUUACUACAAGUCGACUCUACUGAGCCAGUAUUCGGCUAGCACAAUUGCUUGGAUUCCAUCCUUGCAGAUAUUCUUCAUGUACGCCAUGGGCCCUGUGUCCGGACAUUUGUACGACAACUAUGGACCCCGUUAUUCAGUCCUAUUCGGAUCGCUUCUUCACGUUUUCGGUCUGAUGAUGUGUUCUAUCUCGACGAAAUACUAUCAAAUAUUGCUCUCACAAGGUGUAUGUAGCGCUAUUGGGGUCUCAAUCAUCUUCCAACCCGCGACCAGUGUCAUUCCAGGUUGGUUUGACAAGAAACGUGGCACAGCUUACGGCCUAAUGUCCACCGGGUCUAGUGUUGGGGGCGUAAUCUUUCCAAUCAUGAUACAACGGUUGAUUCUGGAAGUGGGAUUUGCGUGGGCGAUGCGUGCUGGAGCUUUUGUGAUCUUGUUUCUGCUUACCAUCGCUAACUUGACAAUCCAAUCCCGUUUACCUCCGUCACCACGACCUGUGUCACGGGCUGUGUUAACACAACCAUUGAAAGAGACGAAGAUGCUGCUUGUUAUCGCAGGGUUUACUCUGCUGACCUUUGGAGUUUAUAUCCCCAUUGAUUACCUGGUCGUUGAGGGACUCGCGAGUGGCAUCAGUACCAACCUUUCUCAGUACUUGCUGGCGAUACUGAAUGCUGGAAGCUUCUUUGGCCGCCUUGGAGCUGGCAUGAUGGCUGACCGAAUUGGGACAUACAAUGUGUUCGCCGUGGUAUGCUAUCUAGCUGGAAUAUUUAUUCUUGCCAUUUGGAUCCCUGCCACCAGCGCCGCGGGGACUAUUGUAUUCGCCGUUCUUUUUGGAUGUUGCUCAGGCGCAUAUGUCUCGCUAGCAGCAGCGCUUGUGGUCAAGAUAUCACCCUUGCCGCAGAUCGGGUACCGAGUAGGCUUGAUUUUCCUCUUCGCUUCCAUAGGCGGAUUAACGACCAAUCCUAUUGCUGGUGCUAUUCUAUCUCAUGACAACGGGUCCUAUCUUGGAAUGAAAGUGUUUGCUGGAGUUCUUCUGCUGGCUGGGACAACCUGUGUUUUCGGGACUCGAUUGCUGCACACCGGAUUCAAAUUGGUUGCGAAAUUCUGA